CCUUGAGUUGAUUGAAAUUAGUUGAUUUUUUUUUUUGUAAUUUUUAGUCUGGAACGUCUAGAAAUUGUAGAUUAUAAAUUCAAAAAAGAGUGAGGACGUUUUGUUAGUUAUUAUUCUAUAACUGAAAUACUGUAAAUAUUAAGUAACUUAUUAUUGAAAUGGAACCAAUGACUUUAGGUUCUCCAGUAGGUAGUCCAAUGCAAAGCCCUAGUAGUGCGAGUAAUAAUUCAGCAUAUCUUCCAAGUUUUUUGCUGGGUGAAGCUACUACUCCGGCAAGAUUAGGACCAAAUGUAGCUGAGUCAACAAGAUUUUCCAACGUAGUUAGUUCAAAUUUACCAUCACCGAUUCCCAGCUAUUCAACUCCAGACUAUCGGCACAAUCGACAGAAAGCCAUAUUUGCAAAUGUCACAAGUCCUGGCAGCCCCAGAGUUGGAAACGAAAGCCAUGUUGGUGGUCCACCGACUCGAGGUCUCUUUGAUACAGUAGACGUAACCCAGCCUUCGGAGCCAUAUAAAAAUGCUGAAAAUUUAAAUCUGUCCCGCAAUCAAGCUCGGGUUAACACGAAUAAUGUAAAUGAUUUAUUUUUUAUGGACAACAACACAAGUAUUAGCAACAACGAACCGACGCACGGUCUUCUCAGAUGGAUAACUGUAUUUGGGUUCCCACCUGACGCCAUAAAUACUGUCUUAUCUCACAUAUCAAACCGAGUCCGUAUUGUUGAUAAACAUCCAGCACCUCAUCCUCAAAGUAAUUGGAUUCAUUUGAAGUGUGCGACAGAACAAGAAGCUCAACGUGCGUUACUGUGCAACGGCAAUAUUGUAUCAGGGUCAAUAAUGAUUGGAGUUACGCCAUGUACUGAUGAAGGUGUUAUUCUAAACCCGGAUAAAGAAAAUCGCGGUAAUUUAAAUAGAAGUAUGAGAAUCUUUUCAUCCCCCACUAAAUUGAAUCAAAGUGCAGACUACAGUAAUAUUGUACGUUCUCCAAAAAUACAAAACGCUCGACCAUUGGCUACUGGUUAUAAUCAUCAUUUAAAUUCUCAAUCAGUUCGAUCGCCGGAAAAUGUUCCUCAAAAAGCUUCUGGUAUUGUGUCUAAAGCUAUGGAAUUAGUCUUUGGGUGGUAAUCAUUUUAUUUAAAACUCGAUCAAUGUAAUUCUUUUAAUUGGUGAGUAUAUCGCGUCACUAAUUCCAAAAGGACAGUUUUUUAUACGCGUUUCAAAUCAAAAAGGCCUAUAAUUUUUUUUAAUUGCAAAUCAUAUUGUAGACUUAUUCUAAAGCUGAAAGUUUGAAAAAAAAUUUUUAGCGCCAAAAGGGAGUAUAAUUACGUACCUGAAGAUCGGAACGCGCAAUGAAAAUGAAAAAAAUUUUAUAAUUUAACUGCUUCUGGAUGUUUGGAGUGGCCUAAGAUUUUUGGCUGACAUACCAGCAUCUAUAUGGGAAACAUUUUAGAAAUCUAGUCAUCCAGUAGAUUUUUUAUUUUCAGGUAACAGACCUGGUACCCGAUCAGGGAACUAGUUCCCUAUCAUUCAUGUAUUUGUAUAUCUAUAUUUAGUAGAAUUUCGUAAAUAUAGAUAUACAAAUACAUGGAGUGAUCGGGUGCUAGUUCCCUGAUCGGGUACUAGGUCUCUUACCUUACCAAUCUUCAGGUACGUAAUUUACUCCCUUUUGGCGCUCAAAUGUUUAUUUUAAACUUUCACUUUCAGAAUAAACUUACAAUAUGACUUGCAAUUAAAAAAAAGUUAUACGCCCUUUUGAUUAAUCUAAACUCAAGGCGUAUAAAAAUAUGUCACUUUUGAAUUAGUAACGCGAUAUCGACGCUCACAUGAAUUUGUAUUUCAAAACAUUUCCGUUUUAGUAUAGGUUAUCAAAUAAAUAUUCAUAAUAAAUAAAUAAAUAAAUCAAUUUUAUAGCUAUAAUAUAAUUUUAAUAUCAUUUAUAUUGUAUUACUUAUUUGUAAUUAUAAAUAUUUAAAAGUUGGAACUUUUGUAAUAAGAUAGUAAUUAAAUUUUUUUUUAUUAUA
Molecule: messenger RNA, 2017 nt
Organism: Microplitis mediator
Lineage: Eukaryota; Metazoa; Arthropoda; Insecta; Hymenoptera; Braconidae
Product: nucleoporin Nup35
Exons: 3
Coding region: 159-1121 (320 amino acids)
Biological process (GO): regulation of DNA-templated transcription; NLS-bearing protein import into nucleus; nuclear pore organization
Cellular component (GO): nuclear pore nuclear basket; nuclear pore central transport channel; nuclear membrane
Molecular function (GO): structural constituent of nuclear pore; single-stranded DNA binding; phospholipid binding
Source: RefSeq, a predicted model, not a curated record